Molecule: messenger RNA, 909 nt
Organism: Talaromyces rugulosus
Lineage: Eukaryota; Fungi; Ascomycota; Eurotiomycetes; Eurotiales; Trichocomaceae
Exons: 2
Coding region: 1-909 (302 amino acids)
Biological process (GO): protein phosphorylation; intracellular signal transduction
Cellular component (GO): cytoplasm; nucleus
Molecular function (GO): ATP binding; protein serine/threonine kinase activity
Source: RefSeq, a predicted model, not a curated record
AUGGCUCCUGCGCUAUACAACCUCAGAGAAGUAUCUUACAGCUGCCUUUUUCCCCUUAAAACUGCGCGGGCUUUAUCUGGCCGCCUCACAUUAACUAUUGCUUAUACGCAUUCUCGAGGCUAUGUCCAUGGAGAUGUACAUCUCUGUAACAUUUUAAUUAAGCCCCCUUCAAACUUUGAUCAACUUUCAGUGGAACAACUUUAUGAAAAAUAUAGUGAGCCAGAGACUGAAGUGACUAUUACAAAAUGCAACCAAAAGCCGCUUCCACCCAACGUUCCAGAAAAAGCUGUGUUACCACUCUAUCUUGGAAAGAAUGCAGAAGAAUUUACCUUAUCCGAUACACACGUACUUCUCAGUGACUUUGGCGAGGCAUUUACCCCCGAAAAGGAUUUUCGUCGGGGGAAAGACUGCCACACCCCAUUAGCUAUGCGACCUCCAGAAGCACGAUUCGAAGCGCAGGCCCCGCUCUCGUAUUCAGCAGAUAUUUGGAGUCUAGCUGUCGCGAUAUGGGAGAUUCUUGGCAUGAAGGCGAUUUUCAGCAGCGAGUAUGCUUCUGCAGAUGAGGUGCUAUCCCAACAAAUUGAUGUUCUCGGGCCUAUGCCAUCAAGCUGGUGGGAGUCAUGGGAACAACGGGGUCAAUAUUUUAAUAAAUAUGGAGACCCAAAGGAAGGCUGGUAUGUUUGGCCUCGGAUUGAUGAAGCAUUCGAAGAAGGGGUGCAGAAAUAUCGACAUAAGAGUAGUCGAGUAAACGAGUUUGACAGGGAGGAAACAAUGGCCAUACUUGAUCUGAUUCGUAGGAUGCUGGUAUUCCGACCGGAAGACCGACCAACUGCAGAAGAAGUCCUAGAGUCUCAGUGGAUGGUUAAGUGGGUGUUGCCUAGCUUUAAUGGACGUAUGGCGAUGAAAUAG